Molecule: messenger RNA, 1670 nt
Organism: Eremomyces bilateralis CBS 781.70
Lineage: Eukaryota; Fungi; Ascomycota; Dothideomycetes; Eremomycetales; Eremomycetaceae
Exons: 7
Coding region: 1-1608 (535 amino acids)
Source: RefSeq, a predicted model, not a curated record
AUGAGAUCGCUUCAUAUCUUGUUCAUCGUUUCCGUCGCAGUGCUUUGCCUGCUGUACAUUCCUUCGGUAGCUUCUGCGACUCCUGACCUAUUAGCACGUCACCAGAGACAUGGCGAAGUAUCGGAACCGCGGCGGAAUGGUAAAGGUUCAAAAGGAAACGGACAAGCAGAGGCUCAACGUGCCAACACGACAAAAAACGCGGGGAAAGGGGUUGAAAGAAAUCGGAACAACGGCAAAGGAAAGGGUUCGAAGGGAGGGAAAGGGCGUGGAAGGGGUUCACGAGUAGGGAACCAGAGCGGCAAUGCACAUAACGCAACGCUCGUCGGAGGAGGGGGUGCCAGCGCAGCCACUUCGACCACUACACAGCUUGCUGAACAAACCAUUACUCAACAGGUCACUGAAAAGGUCACUGUGACCGAAGCUGUCCCUGCCGAAUCCCAGACUGUGCCCGCUGCUGAGGGGACCGGCAACUUGACUGGCGAACACACUCCAGCUGCACCAAUAGCGCCUAACAUCAUUGCAUCGAGCGCCGAUAGUAUCAAUCAUACCACGACCCUCUCGGCUGGCCCAUCAGCUCUUCCAGGUCAAGACCAACAUGUAUCGCCAUCUGCCGGGCUUGACCCCUCUUCUUUCGUAUUUGCCCCGGGAAGUCCAGGAGCCGUCGCAGAAACGAGCGCGAUACCUACGCACACCAGUCCAGCGGCCAUUCUCCAAACGUCCUCCCAUGCCGGAGCAGCACUUGAGCCACAAAGUCACGGGGUGCCCUUAGCAGUCGUGCCACUUCCCGGAGGACCCUCGACCGCAAUCGUCGGAGCACCCUCUGCUGUAUUCACCUUCGCUUCUACGGGAGCAGGGGCUACGACUCAUCCAGUCCAAGGAACACAGCAGGCGCAAGCGCAACCAGCACCUCCUACAAUGCCUGAAGCACUUCCUCCCGCCUUUUCACUCGCGCCAGAUGCCGCCGUGCCCAGCGCCCCAAGUUCUGCAGCUCCCGCUCCACCUCCAGCACAACCCGGCGGCGAAGUCUGCGCUUGCCAAUGCACGUGCUCCGUCGACUCGUUCCAGGCGUCUCCACCUCCACCUCCCCCACCCGUGGCGGCCGCAGGCGGCCUAGUCCCGUCAACAUUCGGGUCGACAGGCUCUCUGAGUGCGUCCACACUAGCAGCUCCGCCGCCUGUUUCGUUCGCUGUCGCUUCGUCUGCGUCGGCACCCACGGAGGGUCCGCUGGCGCCGCAGACUCCGUCAACCGCUUCGAUACCACAGCCGACGGUAGGCGAGGCGGCGGGAACAGGCCCUCGCGUGGAUGGCGUUUCAUCCAUACCGCCGUCACCGGCUCCUUCGGAAGCAGCACCAACACCAGUGGUUUCUAGUCCCCCGGAAGCCGCAUCGACUGUUAAUCCAAAGGGCGCACCUGAUGCCCUGACUGGGGAGAUAGUGCCUCCAGGGACCGGGGUAUCCUCCGGCGCAAUACCAUCUGGAGCGGGCGCACAAUCCGCGAUAGAUCUAGCAUUGACUCGGCUGCCAUUCGAUAUCCAGUCGAUCUCAUUUGCAGAUGUAGUGACGGUGCCGUUGCUAGGUAGAGGAGCGGUCCCGACCGGACCACCGUAGGAAUGGCUAUAUACGACCUGGAGUUGUUUCGCUUCUUUAGAUAUCAAUUUCAAACGAACAAU